AUGUUCGACACGGAAAAAUUGAUUUUUGAAGUGGAACAACGGCCAUGUUUAUGGAAUUUGUCAGAAAAGUCAUACAGUGACAAGUUUUUGAAACAGAAAGCAUGGCAAGAGGUCGCUGAGAAUUGUUUUGAAGAAUGGAACAACUUGAGCAACGAAGACAAAGAAAAGAAAAUACAUUUUCUGCAAAAAAAAUGGAAAACCGUAAGAGAUUAUUACACGCGUGAAAAAAAAAAAGAAAAUGAAGAAAGAAGUGGUAGCGCAGCAAAGAAGAAGAAACCAUGCCCGUAUUUUGAUUUAUUGCAGUUUUUAAAAGUUACCAAACAGUCAAGGAACUCAUUUUCAAAUGUAACUUCUCCUGAAAACACUGAUAAUGAUAACGAUGACAGUAAUAUAACUGGCAACAACGACGAUGAAGAUCCUGAUGAACAAUCCAGAUCCACAGAAGCAGACUCACCACUGUAUCAACCGUCUACCAGCCAGCCAGCGUCAAUGCAAAAACCUGUAUACGAAAACCAGCCAUCGACGUCAAAGCAGACAGUGCCAUCGCAACCCGAGACAUCUGUAUCCCGAACAAAAAAUAAAAAACAAACACUGACACUGUUUCAAGAAUCUCUUCUCAAAAAGUUUGAUAAUGAUGAUGAUAAGGAUCCUAAUUGAUUAUUUUUAUUGUCUUUUUGCCGGAGAUGUCCAAAAUGACAGAAAAACAGAAUUUCGAAUUUCGCAUGGAACUUAUGAAAGCAUUAAAUAAAGUCAAGUACCAAAUUCCAGAACAGCACACACAAUCAAAUUGGCCUCAUUUUUCAUCACCCUUUUCCGAUUCCCACAGCAGUAAUCAAUACUACCCGACACCAGUAAAUAGAGGAUACACAACACAGGCAAAUGAAUAUCACUCUAAUGAAAUAAAUGAAUAUGAUGAAACAUAGAAUACUGUGCAGCUUGUUCAUUAAUCUUUAUAUUUAAGUAAAAUAAUAAUUAAAAUACUUUAAAACUUA
Molecule: messenger RNA, 992 nt
Organism: Amyelois transitella
Lineage: Eukaryota; Metazoa; Arthropoda; Insecta; Lepidoptera; Pyralidae
Exons: 2
Coding region: 1-657 (218 amino acids)
Biological process (GO): regulation of transcription by RNA polymerase II
Cellular component (GO): nucleus; transcription regulator complex
Source: RefSeq, a predicted model, not a curated record